Messenger RNA from Nematolebias whitei (Rio pearlfish), 1014 nucleotides. RefSeq names its product tumor protein p63 regulated 1-like (gene tprg1l). The transcript has 6 exons. The record is from RefSeq and is a predicted model, not a curated record. The coding region runs from base 120 to 968 and encodes 282 amino acids. NCBI's taxonomy places the organism in Eukaryota, Metazoa, Chordata, Actinopteri, Cyprinodontiformes, Rivulidae. Gene Ontology annotation, cellular component: cytoplasm.
CCAGCGGAAGUGAUUCCUUCAACCAACAACCAAAACAUUUGUUCGCUAUGGGAGACAUUUUCUCUUCUAGCAGUUUGUGUGAAUAGUCAGGGACGUGUAUAAACGUCGUUUCCUCCGCCAUGCUUCAGCUGAACGACACGGUGGAGCCGGAGAGUCCGGGGCCUGCGGUUCUCCACCCCGCACAGACCGAGGAGGGGGUCGAGGUCGCCUUCACGCCGCCGGAGGCCGCCGGGCGAAGCCUGGGACACGCAGCCUCCGUGGCCUGCUGCCCCCCACUGCAAACCCUCACGCCUUUUCACGUGCACAACCCCACGAUGCAAGCUAAAGUAAAGGACUACUUCGUGUUCAGGCCAGGUACCAUUGAACAGGCUGUGAGUGACAUCCGGACUGUGGCUCUUCCAUCUGAGGACGGAGAGGUGCUCAGUGUUUGGCUGCUGGCAGAAGUUGACCACUGGAACAAUGAGAAGGAGAGACUUGUGCUUAUAACUGAUAGGUCUCUGCUGGUGUGCAAAUAUGACUUCAUUAACCUGCUGUGUCAACAAGUUCUCAGGAUCUCCCUGAACGCUGUAGACACCAUCUCUGUGGGAGAGUUUGAAUUUCCACCAAAGUCCCUUAACAAGAGAGAGGGUUAUGGGAUUCGUGUCCAGUGGGACAAACGCCCCCGGGCUUCCUUCUUAAACCGCUGGAAUCCCUGGUCCACAGACAUGCCCUACGCCACCUUCACCGAGCAUCCCAUGUCCCACGCUGAUGAGAAGGUGGCCUCUCUCUGCCAGUUGGACAACUUCAGAACCCAACUGGUGCAGGCAGUGAAAAAAGCCCACAAGGAGCAGCCCAUCCCCGGUCGUGCCAACGGUGUCCUGAUCCUGGAAAGACCCCUGCUCAUCGAGACCUAUCUGGGAAUUAUGUCUUUCAUCAACAAUGAAGCAAAGCUGGGCUACUCCAUGACGCGUGGCAAAAUCGGCUUCUGAAUUGUUUUCCUUUAGAGAUAAGGCCAUGUUAACACAGCCGCGCUGC